This is a messenger RNA of Loxodonta africana (African savanna elephant), 10529 nucleotides long. RefSeq names its product NUBP iron-sulfur cluster assembly factor, mitochondrial (gene NUBPL). Gene Ontology annotation, molecular function: ATP binding; ATP-dependent FeS chaperone activity; 4 iron, 4 sulfur cluster binding. The record is from RefSeq and is a predicted model, not a curated record. NCBI's taxonomy places the organism in Eukaryota, Metazoa, Chordata, Mammalia, Proboscidea, Elephantidae. Gene Ontology annotation, biological process: iron-sulfur cluster assembly; mitochondrial respiratory chain complex I assembly. Gene Ontology annotation, cellular component: mitochondrion. The coding region runs from base 8031 to 8708 and encodes 225 amino acids. The transcript is spliced from 9 exons.
UCUUUGGUGUUCUUUAUUUUCCUUUGGUCCAGUGGGUUGAGACCAAUUGAUGCAUCUUAGAUGGCCACUUGUUAGCGUUUAAGACCCCAGUCGCCACUGUGGGAUGCAGAAUGUUUUCUUAAUAGAUUUUAUUAUGCCAGUUGACUUAGAUGUCCCCCAAAACUGUGGUCACCAAACCCCCACCCCUGCUAUGCUGGCCUUCGAAGUGUUCAGUUUAUUCAGGAACUUCCUUGCUUUUGGUUUAGUCCAGUUGUGCUGACCUCUCCUUUACCAUGUGUUGUCUUUCCCUUCACCUAUAAUGUUCUUAUCUACCAUCUGAUUAGUGAAUACCUCCCGGCCUCCUCCCUCUCGUAACCAUCAAAGAGUAUUUUCUUCUCUGUUUAAACUAUUUCUCCAGUUCUUAUAAUAGAGGGCUUGUAUAAUAUUUGUCCUUUGCAGCUGACUAAUUUCACUCUGCAUAAUGCCUUCCAGACCCCUCCAUGUUAUGAAAUGUUUCACAGAUUCAUCACUGUUCUUUAUCGAUGUGUAGUAUUCCAUUGUGUGAAUAUACCAUAAUUUAUUUAUCUAUUCAUCUGUUGAUGGGCAUCUUGGUUGCUUCCAUCUUUUUGCUAUUGUAAACAGUGCUGCAGUGAACAUGGGUGUGCACAUAUCUGUUCGUAUAAAGGCUUUUAUUUCUCUAGGAUAUAUUCCGAGUGGGAUUGCUGGAUCAUAUGGUAAGUCUAUUUCUAGCUUUUUAAGGGAGCGCCAAAUCAAUUUCCAAAGUGGUUGUACCAUUUUACAUUCCCACCAGCAGUGUAUAAGUGUUCCAGUCUCUCUAUAACCUCUCCAGCAUUUAUUAUUAUUUUGUGUUUUUUUUUUUGAUUAAUGCCAGCUUUGUUGGAGUGAGAUGGAAUCUCUUUAUAGUUUUGAUUUGCAUUUCUCUAGUGGCUAAUGAUUGUGCACAUUUCUUCAUGUAUCUGUUAGCUACCUGAAUGUCUUCUUUAGUGAAGUACCUGUUCAUACCUUUUGCCCAUUUUUUAAUUGGGUCAGUGCUGCUUUCUUGGUGGUAUGAGGUCUGCAACUCUCUGCUUCCCUUUCCUUUUAUCUCUUGAUAAAGGAGAUAAAAGGUGAUGUAGGCCGCUUGCCAGGGAAACUCCCUUCACCUUGGAUCAGGGAGGUGACCUGAGUAAGGGUGGUGUUACAAUCCCACCCUAAUGCUCUGAAAAUAAAAUUAGAAUCAUGAAAUGGAGGACAACCACACACUACUGGGAAUCAUGGCCUAACCAAGUUGAUACACAUAUUUUUGGGGAGACAUAAUUCAGUCUGUGACAGUGUGCUUGUUGGUAAUUUGUAUAUCUUCUAUGAAGAAAUGUCUAUUCAAGUCGUUUGCCCAUUUUGUAAUUGGAUUGUUGGUCUUUUUGUUGUUGAGCUGUAGCAUUCUGGAUAUUAAGCCCUUAUCAGGUAUGUUUCCCAGUAGCUGAGUUAUUAAAGGCAGACUCUACCUAAAUUUCCCUUGACUUUGCUUUUUCUGCUCUUUUGCAUCUGCUGUUUUCUCACCUUAUUUGGCCAGCUCCAGAUCUCAUGUUAGAUGUCACUUCGUCUGUGAAGCGUUCAUAGUUACUUCAGGUAAUGUUGUCCUUUCUCCUAUUGAUUCGUAUGUUUAUCUCCUGCCAUUACAGUGACAGUGGCCUCCACGAGAUCAGACUCAGUCUUAAAUCAUCUCAGUUGUUAGUGGCUAGGCCAUUGUUACAUACCUAGCAAAUGCUUGCUAACUGACGAAAAGAUUACAUUUUGAUAUAGUUGUCCUAAGGUUUACCAGAGUUACUAGGUUUUCUAAAGUGUCUAUGAAAUUAACAAGGAGUAAUGCUUGCAUUGGGAAAAUCAUGCUUAGAGAAGCUUUUAAAUAGGAAUUAUCAUCCUUCAACAUUUUUAUUUCAGUUAAUACAUAUACAAUAAAAACCAAACACUUAUAUUUGGAACAUGAUUCCUGUGUGCCAGAAAAUGCAGGGAAGUGGGCAAGUGUUAGAUUUAAAACAAGCUUUGAUAAGAUUAAAGGAGAUAAAAAUAAAGUUCAAAUCAGAACAGUAUUGUUUUCAUUUGUAGUACUUUAAAGCUUUAAUUUUGACCUUGAAACAUUUCACAUUACAGAGUUCGUUCCAACCUGUUUCUUUUUGGUCAGGAACAUGUUCACUUUUGGCAGUUGUACUGUGUGAAAGGGCUGGGGUCAGCACUGCUGUGCAGAAAUGGGUCAAUGAGUGUUCAGAUGAAAGGGAGAAACUUUUAAAGAGUCUUUAUUUAUUGUUGGUAUAAUAAGACAAAAUAAUUAUAAGCUUGAACCUCUCACCAUCUUCUUGCUUCCGCCUUCAUCUCUCAAAUGCUUUGCCAAAUUAACCACAUCAACCAAUUUUACAGAAAAUGGGUUGUUGUUUUAAAUAGUUAGUUCUUUAGCUAUUUUUCUUAAGAAGCUUUGUUGGAAAGGCUCUCCUCUCUUGUUUUCCAAAAGGGCAUAAGUCUCCUUUGUACAUCUAUAAAAAUCUUAAAUGGCCGCUUAAAGAAAGCAGGCCGCAUGUUCUACUUCAGUGAGUGAUAAAGCACAACCACCUAUUUUUCAGCUGAGCUGGAAGGAAGAACUCUGUCCUACUGUUGCUUUAAAAGAUGAUUUUAUUACUGUCAAGACAGAUAAGAAGCUAGGAUUUUCUAAGAGUAAUAAAUGGCAAGUUGGAUUACGGCCUGUGGCUCUUAAGCAAUGUAACAUUCUUGAAUUAAGGGAGGAGGGUGAUUUAGGUAGUUCUUGAAGGCAGUCUAGAUCCCCUGCAUGGAGACAGGGCUGCUCUCUGUUUAGAUUUUCCCUAAAUAGAGCGAGAAGCAUGAGGCUGCUCCAAACCUUGAAACAGCCUUUGCUCUCAAACUUGUGCUGGAAUGUUAUUCGGAGUGUGAUGGGGCUCUUUGCCAGUCACUGUGGAAACUGGUCAAGCCCUGGUCCUAUCCUUUUGACUAUUUGGAGUGGCCUAAAUAAAAGACGUUCAUCAUGUUCAGUCCUACUCCCCAUGUAUGUAUUUUCUUUAAAAAUGAUUUAAAAAAUAUAGCUUACUUAAGGGACAACAGGACAUUUAUGUCAUAUUUGUAGUAGGCUAUUUAAAAUAUUUUCUACAGCUGAAGAAUAUCCUGGCCAAGAAACAUUAAUGAAAAUUCUCUCUCAUUCUGAAUGGGCGUAAAUCCAUUGGUUUGUGAUUUUUUUCUGUUGGCCUCUCUGCAGCAGAAUAGCAAAUGCUAAAUUUCCAUUUACCUGCUUAAUUAUGGAGAGGGUCUUGUUAUUGAAAUUGGGGCAUGGGUACUAUUUUAUCAUGCCACUGCCAGGUGAUACGUGGUUUAAGUGAUGGUGUCAGAGAUAUAAAAGUUAAAAGCACCUGUGAGCAUUUUUUGCUGCCCAGGCAGGCCAGCUAAUUUAUUCAUAUUGAAUCUAAGCCUUAGAUCUCUGGCUUAACAAUAACACGAUAAACCUUUCAAGAUGAUAAGUCUUGCAUUAAAUCAGAGAUGGUUUAAAUCAGUCAUAUAACUUCUAUAAUUCUGGGCUGGCAACUACAGCAUGAGAAAUGUUCUGUUCAGUUACAAAACCAUAUUUGAUUUUCUUUGACCACCAAAUCUUAAACUGAAUGAAAAAUGUACUGUUUUACAAAGGCUUUUUACCAUAUAGCCACCGCUCCCAGACUCAAGUAGUUAAGGUUUAUCUCCCAGGAACAUUUCUAAAAGGGAAUUGCUUUUUAGAUCUGCUUGCCUUGGUGGAUGUGUAAGAACAUAGAGAGUAAGUUUAAAGAGUGAAGAUUAAACUGAGAUGCCAAGACAUGUUUUUAUCGGAACACAGUGAACAGAAGAUCUCUUCUCACACAAAGUGGCUGCAAGGUCUGCCAUUAACUAAAUCUCUGACAACCCUUCAUUGCUUUAAAGCAUAGUAAUUAGCUUCUUGCUAUCAGGUGUACAUCAUUUCUGCCAUGUGGAACAUUUUCUUGGGAAUAUAUAAGUAAUAUUCCAUGUAGCCUGACAGGUCCUCAGUGGUCACAUCAUCAACACAGACUCGAGCUUGCCCAGAACAGGAGUAGGGAGAGCCAGACAGAGUUCUGGUGUGGAGCAUUUGAGAGUAAUUAGGAUAAUUAAGUAUUCACAUAUCAUAGCACAUUUUUUAAAAUGAGCAGUCUAUGGCAAAAGUCAGGAAAGGCUUUAUAUUUAUGGUAAUCUUUAGGAGUCUGAACCUUGACAGUCCUUUUUCCUAUUAGGGGGUAACUGGUGAGUAGAAGAGGAAGAUCUAGCAGAAAGUCUCUGGGGAGUUACCUGGUUCUGGUCCACACUAAUUGCAUUGCAAAGGGUUUGUUCUAUCUUCAAGGCCUGACCAUAAGUGAAAAGACGAAAUGGGAACUUGGAUUAUUGAGACCUCCCCCUGGUUGCUUCUAAUAACUUGAUUUCUUUUAACAUCUGUUAAAAUCUAUUUAUAUGAAAUCAAGAUAAAGAGUAUAAUACAUAGCUUCUAUAAACAGCAAUAAUAUUAUACAUUCAUUCAAGUAUUUACUGAUUGUCUACCAUGUGGUAGUCAAAGUUUCUGUCCUCAAGCAGUUUGUAGUCUAGUGGAGGAGACAUAAUAAAUACACAUAUAUUUUCUGAUAGUAAUAAAAGCUAUGAAAAACACCAGAGUAGUGUUAAGGGAAUAUACAGUGAUGGGAGGUGCUAUUUUAGGUAGGGUGAUCGGGCAGAGGUUCUAUGAAGACAUAACGUUUGAGAAGAGAUCUGAAUGAUUUGAGAAACUGGAACAUAGCAAGAGCAAAAACCUCGAGGUGGAAUCAACUUGGCUUGUUGGAAGAAUAGCAAGAAGACCAGUGUGACAAGUGGACUAAUGGGAAGGUAGGCAGGAGGCAUGUUACACAGAGCCUUGUAAACUAUGGUGGAAAUUUGGACUUUUUUUCCUGAAUGGAUGAGGAAGGUUUUUGACUAGAGUAGUGCUAUGAUCUAAUUUACUCUUUAAAAGGAUGUACUGCUGUGUGGAGAACAGGUUGGGGUUAAAAUCAAGAGUUCCCUUUUACACAUGUAAUGUUUAAAAUGUUGAUAAACACCCUAGUAGAUACGCUGAGUGUCAUCAGAGUAUAGAUGAUAUCUAGUAGUAUGGAACUGAAUAAGAUUAACUCCGAAGUAAGGACAGAUUUGAGAAAAUGGUACAUCUUUUUUUUUCCUUUAUUUUUUAUUGUACUUUAAGUAAUAGCUUACAGCUCAAGUUAGUUUCUCAUACAAAAAUUUAUAUACACGUUGUUAUGUGACCCUGGUUGCUAUCCCUAUAAUAUGUCAGCACACUCCUCCUUUCCACCCUGAAUUUCCCAUGUCCAUUCAACUAGCUCCUGUCCAUUUCUGCCCUCUCAUCUCGCCUCCAGGCAGGAGGUGCCCAUUUAGUCUCACUUAUCUACUUGAGUGUCAUUUUGUGUCUUAUAGUCUACUCUAACCUUUGUCUGAAGAGUUGGCUUCAGGAAUGGUUUUAGUUCUGGGUUAACAGAAAGUCCAGGGGCCAUGUCUUCUGGGGUUCUUCCAGUCUCAGUCAGACCAUCAAGUCAGGUCUUGUUACUAGAAUUUGAGUUCUGCACCCCAGUUUUCUCCUGCCCUGUCAAGGACUCUCUGUUGUGUUCCCUGUCAGGGUGGUCAUUGGUGGUAGCUGGGCACCAUCUAGUUCUUCUGGUCCCAGGCUGAUGGAGCCUCGAUUUAUGUGGCCCUUUCUAUUUUUUUUUCCAUUUCUUGGGCUAAUAUUUUCCUUGUGUCUUUGGUGUUCUUCUUUGCUGCAGGUGGGUUGGGACCAAUUGAUGCAUCUUAGAUGGCUGCUUGCUAGCUUUUAAGACCCCAGACACCACUCACCAAAGUGGGAUGCAAAACAUUUUCUUAAUAAACUUUGUUAUACCAAUUGAAUAGAUGUCACCUGAAACCAUGGUUUCCAGACCCCCACCCCUGCUAUUCUCUCCCUUGAAUUGUUCGGUUGUGUUCAGGAAACUUCUUAGCUUUUGGUUUAGUCCAGUUGUGCUAACUUCCCCUGUAUUGUAUAUUGUCCUUCCCUUCACCUAAGAUAAUUCUUAUCUACUGUCUAGUUAGUGAAUACCCGUCUUCCUCUCUACCCACCCUUGUAACCAUCAAAAACUGUUUUCUUCUGUGUUUAAACCUUUUUUGAGUUCUUAUAAUAGUGGUCUCGUACAAUGUUUGUCCUUUUGCAACUGAUUAAUUUCACUCAGCGUAAUGCCUUCCAGAUUCAACCAAGUUAUGAGAUAUUUCACAGAUUCAUUGUUCUUUAUUGUUGCGUAGUAUUCCAUUGUGUGAAUAUACCAUAAUUUACUUACCCAUUCAUCCAUUGAUGGGCACCUUGGUUGCUUCCAUCUUUUUGCUGUUGUGAAUAGUGCUGCAGUGAACAUGGGUGUGCAUAGAUGUAUUUGUGUGACGGCUCUUAUUUCUCUAGGAUAUAUCCCAAGAGGUAGGAUUACUAGAUCAUAUGGUAGUUCUAUUUUUAGCUUUUUAAGGAAGUGCCAAAUGGAUUUCCAGAGUGGUUGUACCAUUUUACAUUCCCACCAGCAGUUUUUAAGUGUUCCAGUCUCUCCACAACCUCUCCAACAUUUAUUAUUUUGUGUUUUUUGGAUUAAUGCUAGCCUUGUUGGGGUGAGAUGAUAUCUUGUUGUAGUUUUGAUUUGCAUUUCUCUAAUGGCUAAUGAUUGUGAGCAUUUCCUCAUGUAUCUGUUAGCUACCUGAAUGUCUUCUUUAGUGAAGUGCCUGUUCAUAUCCUUUGCCCAUUUUUUUAAUUGGGUUAUUUGUCUUUUUGUUGUUGAGUUUUUGCAGUAUCUUGUAGAUUUUAGAAAUUAGACCCUGAGCGGAUAUGUCGUAGCCAAAAAUUUUUUCCCAUUUUGUAGGCUGUCUUUAUACUCUUUUGGUGAAGUCUUUUGGUGAGCAUAAGUGUUUGAUUUUUAGGUGCUCCCAGUUAUCUAACUUCUCUUCUGGUGUUUGUGUAUUGUUAGUAAUGUUUUGUAUUCUGUUUAUACCAUGUAUUAGGGCUCCUAGCAUUGUCCCUAUUUUUUCUUCCAUGAUCUUUAUCAUUUUAGAUUUUAUAUUUAGGUCUUUAAUCCGUUUUGAGUUAGUUUUUGUACAUGGUGUGAGGUAUGGGUCUUGUUUUAUUUUUUUGCAAAUGGAUAUACAGUUAUGAUAGAACCAUUUGUUAGACUGUCUUUUCCUCAUUUAACUGACUUUGGGCCUUUGUCAGAUAUUGAAAAUGGUACAUUUUAAGGCUGUGAUAAAGAAAUAGAUGAAUUUUAAGACUUAUUUAAGUUUUAAAGUUGUGGAGAAUUAAAAAAAAGUUUGGCAUUGGUUUUAAAAGUUCUGAUUGGUAUAGCACAUUGAUUUUAAGCAGUUGUCUGUUGCUAUUUUGUUAGCCAAUUCCUUUGCUUUUUUUUUUUUGGCUUAAAAUAGUGGUGAGCUUUGUUCUUUUAGGAGUUCUCUGAGGAAUUACAACAAAAAAAGAGUGUCAGAAUGAAUUGGAAACUGACUACAAUGGUUGUUUCCAAAAGCUACAUAGCAUAGAAAGUUUAUCAUGGUAGGGACAAUUUGAAAAUUAAUAGACGCCAGUGAUAAUAGGAUAGAGGGGGCUUGUUUAUGAAGGGAGUGUUUUAGUGAGCAAACACCAGCUGUGCAUUACUAAGGGUGGCAUCCAUCCAGGGUAAGGGCGUUUGGGGAGAAUUUGUAUACUUGUUUUUUCACCAGCAGAGAGGCUUUUUAGUUAGAUUACCGGUCUCAUUUCUUUCCCAAAGGAUUAAAUUUCAAAAGAAGGAUGUGAACACUCUAGCGGGAUGAGGUAGGGGUGGGGGAUGUAUUUGGAACCAGAUGGAUAUUUGCAACAAUACUGGGUUCGAACUUCCCCUAGACGCAGCGGUUUCAUAGGCAUUUGACUGGGCACUUAGGAAGCAAAUCUUAAUAUUACUUUUUUCUUCUCCAUUUAAUGAGAAUUGCUCAGCUCAGUUAGCCCCCAGUUUUGUCUUUGCAAUGGUCACAUCAUGAGGCUUUCAAAGGCCAUUGGUUUGUUGGAUGUGGAUGUGUAUGGCCCUUCAAUUCCAAAGAUGAUGAAUCUGAGAGGAAAUCCAGAAUUAUCACAGAACAACCUAAUGAAACCUCUUUUGAAUUAUGGUAUCGCUUGUAUGUCUAUGGGCUUCCUGGUUGAAGAAACUGCACCAGUUGUUUGGAGAGGCCUUAUGGUAAUGUCAGCCAUUGAGAAACUCUUGAGGCAGGUAGACUGGGGUCAACUGGACUAUUUAGUUGUUGAUAUGCCACCAGGAACUGGAGAUGUGCAGUUAUCAGUCUCACAGAAUAUUCCCAUUUCAGGUGCCGUGAUUGUCUCCACACCCCAGGACAUUGCACUGAUGGAUGCACACAAGGGUGCUGAGAUGUUUCGAAAAGUCCACGUGCCCGUUCUGGGGCUUGUUCAAAACAUGAGUGUUUUCCAGUGUCCAAAAUGUAAACACAAAACUCACAUUUUUGGUGCUGAUGGUGCAAGGAAACUGGCACGGACCCUCGAUCUUGAUAUUCUAGGAGACGUUCCCUUGCAUCUUAACAUAAGAGAAACUUCAGAUACGGGCCAGCCAAUUGUGUUUUCACAGCCUGAAAGUGAUGAGGCCAAAGCUUACCUGCAGAUUGCUGAAGAAGUGGUGAGAAGAUUGCCCCCUCCUCCAGAAUGAUUCUUCAGAUGUCCUGGAACUUGAUGCGAUGGCUUUCAGAUAUCAGCAGGGUGGUGUUGGAAUCUGUAGAAAUUAUAACAGUCAUUUGUUGUAUUGCUAAGGAAAUAAUGUCUUAUUUUUAGGUUUGAUUUGCUGAACAACCAUUUACAAAUAAAAUUUUUAUGUAACAACAGUAACAUGUAGUCAUGUUUUUUGAAAGCUGAUGUGUACCAAGUCCAGCUGCACAGAACUGCAAUUUAUUUUAUUGAGCUGCCAUCUGAGGAAUCAUGAGUUUGUGAUGUCACAAGCCCAACCCUCAGUUCAGAAGAGAACUGUGUACUUUUUGUAGGGCAAUAGAGUUAGUCAUUUCUAGGAUUUACUAAAUUUGAACAUAAGUGUGACACCUCACCACCGGGCUCUUUGGUCUGGGUUUAAAUCCUGCUGCUAAUAGUAUCUUGGACAAGUUCGUAAUAGAGAUGAAUCUCUGCUUCUUCAUCUGGACCAGACUCUAUCCCAGAUUUAACAAAUCUGAGUCUUCAAGAGUGAGGCCUGGACAUGUGUAUUUUUAACAAGAUUAUGAUGACGAUUUUGGUGAUGAUUCUGAUGGCAAUAAUAAUAGCUAACAUUGAUCAAGUGCUUUCUGUAUGACCUAGUAGUUUAUCUUCCUUUAGUAUGAGUCAGGUACUAUUGUUAUUUCCAUUUUACAGAUGAGGGGUCUGAGGCAUGGAAAAGUUAAGUGCCUUGCUGAAGAUUAUUCUUCUAUGGAAUUGGGAUUUGAACUUGGGCAACUAGAUACUGGAUUCUUCCUUUUGUAAACCAAAAGAAAAAGGGCGUUGUUAAUUUCAAAAGAGGGAUGUAGUAUUCAGCAUUUCCUAAUUUUUUGGGGGCAUUUGACCAUGAAAUUCUUUCUUUAAAAGGAACAUUUCCUGGGAUUCAUGUUGCAAAGAAUGCACUUCGAAAAACAUGUACUUGUCUAGUUGUGGCUCAGAAGAGUCAGGGACUUCACAAGGUCAAAUACCAAGAUAGCUGUAAAGCUGCAAGUACUGAUAAAAGUGAGUCAUUACUUAAUCCUCAGUUAUAAGAAGGUGGCCUAUGACCUUUGGCAAAUAUCUUGUCCUCCUUCACAAUCUAGUUAAGAAGCCAGAAAAUUAGGCAAAGAGUUGCAUGUCAUUAAAAAUGUGUUCACACACGUUCACAGAAAAAACCUAUACAUGAAUGUUUAUAGAAGCUUUAUUUGUAAUAGCCAAAAACAACCCAGGUAUCUUUUGCUGGAUGAAUGGUUAAACAAACUGUGGUACAUCCGUACCAUGAAAUACUACUCAGCAAUAAAAAGGAACAGACUAUCGAUGUAUGCAACAACCUGGAUGAAUUGCAGAGAAUUAUGCUGAGUGAAAAAGCCAAUCCUGAAAGGUUAUGGACUGUAUGAUUCCAUUUAUGUAACAUUCUUGAAAUGACAAAAUUACUGAAAGGGAGAACAGAUUAGUGGUUGCCCCGUGGCAACCACUAAGGAGGGGUGAGGGUGGGGGUUAAGUGGGUGUGGUGAUAAGAGGACAACACGAGGGACCUUGUGAUGAUGGAAAUGCUCUAUACCUUGACUGUAUCUAUAACAAUGUGAUAUUGUACUAUAGUUUUUCCAGAUGUUACUUUUGUGGGGUGUUGGGAAAAUUGGGUAAAGAGUACAUAGGGUCUCUUAUUAUUUACAACUACGUAUGAAUCUAUAAUUAUCUCAAAAUUAAAAAGUUUAAUUUAAAAAGACAUGCUGCUGUAACUGAACUGAAAUUCCCUAGAUCAAAUUGUCCAUGCUAAUUAAUAUCAUGAAUAAAAGUAUUUGUGGUAACACGC